Messenger RNA from Lactuca virosa, 219 nucleotides. Lineage: Eukaryota; Viridiplantae; Streptophyta; Magnoliopsida; Asterales; Asteraceae. The record is from the annotation of a GenBank genome assembly.
AUGGUGCAGACCACCACGAUCAUUGCACCACCACCAUGGCCAUCGUACCUACAUCUCACCACCUGCAACCUCAACACAAUCGACCGUCACCACCAUUGCUACCAUCCACCGCCACCCUAUUAUCUCCUGCAUCACCACCCUUUUCCUGUUUUAUGUGAAACCCUAAAAUCGGUACCAACAGCUAAUAAGUUGCUCAGGAUUUGCAUUUACUCCUGUUGA